Molecule: messenger RNA, 1608 nt
Organism: Penicillium alfredii
Lineage: Eukaryota; Fungi; Ascomycota; Eurotiomycetes; Eurotiales; Aspergillaceae
Product: RNA-binding signal recognition particle subunit SRP54
Exons: 2
Coding region: 1-1608 (535 amino acids)
Biological process (GO): SRP-dependent cotranslational protein targeting to membrane, translocation; SRP-dependent cotranslational protein targeting to membrane
Cellular component (GO): cytosol; signal recognition particle, endoplasmic reticulum targeting
Molecular function (GO): endoplasmic reticulum signal sequence receptor activity; 7S RNA binding; GTP binding
Source: RefSeq, a predicted model, not a curated record
AUGGUCCUCCAGGAUCUAGGGCGGCGUAUCAACGCCGCCGUCAAUGACCUGACGAGGUCGAAUAACCUCGAUGAGAAGGCAUUCGACGACAUGAUCAAAGAGAUCUGCGCUGCUCUCCUUUCCGCCGAUGUCAACGUUCGCCUCGUGCAGUCGCUGCGCAAAUCGAUCAAAUCCAGCGUCAACUUCGCCUCCCUCCCGACCGCCGUGAACAAGAAGCGCCUUAUUCAGAAGACCGUCUUCGACGAGCUGGUGGCGUUGGUCGACCCCCAUGCAGAACCGUUUCGACCCAAGAAGGGGCGGUCGAAUGUCAUCAUGUUCGUUGGGUUGCAGGGUGCGGGUAAAACGACGACGUGUACCAAGCUGGCUCGCCACUACCAGAUGCGCGGGUUUAAGACGGCCCUGGUUUGCGCGGACACGUUCCGUGCGGGUGCAUUCGACCAGCUGAAGCAGAACGCGACUAAGGCCAAAAUUCCUUACUAUGGUAGUCUCACGCAGACGGACCCAGCUGUGGUGGCGGCCGAGGGUGUAGCCAAGUUUAAGAAGGAGCGGUUUGAUGUUAUUAUCGUGGAUACCAGUGGACGGCACCGGCAGGAGGAGGAGCUUUUCACGGAAAUGACGCAGAUCCAGACGGCCGUGACACCAGACCAGACCAUUCUCGUGCUCGACAGCACCAUCGGUCAGGCGGCGGAGGCGCAGUCAGCAGCAUUCAAGGCGACAGCGGACUUUGGUGCGAUCAUUAUUACCAAGACAGACGGUCAUGCUGCGGGUGGUGGUGCCAUUUCCGCGGUCGCUGCGACGCACACCCCUAUUAUCUACUUGGGUACGGGUGAGCACCUGAUGGAUCUGGAGCGGUUCGAGCCACGUGCGUUCGUACAGAAGCUGCUCGGUAUGGGCGAUGUGGCUGGUCUUGUCGAACACGUCCAGGCUGUGACCAAGGAUUCGGCCGCAGCAAAAGAAACCUACAAGCACAUCUCCGAGGGUAUCUACACGUUGCGCGAUUUCCGGGAGAACAUCACCUCGAUCAUGAAAAUGGGACCGCUAUCCAAACUGUCGGGUAUGAUUCCUGGUCUCUCGAACUUGACCCAAGGUCUGGAAGAUGAGGACGGCACUAUGAAGCUGCGGCGCAUGGUCUAUAUCUUCGACAGCAUGACCGCGGUCGAGCUCGAUAGCGAUGGCAAGACUUUUGUCGAGAAGCCAAGCCGCAUGGUCCGGGUUGCCCACGGCAGCGGUACUACCGUCCGCGAGGUUGAGGAGCUCCUCUCCCAACACCGCAUGAUGUCCGGCAUGGCUAAGCGCGUCGGCGGUCAGAAGAAGCAGAUGCAGCGCGCCCAGAACAUGCUCAAGGGCGGAAACAAGGAGCAGCAGCUCGCGUCCAUGCAGAAGCGCAUGGCGGCCAUGGGCGGUGCCGGUGGCGCCGGUGGAAUGCCCGGGAUGCCUGGUAUGGGCGACAUGGCGAAGAUGAUGCAGAUGAUGGGUGGUGGACAAGGCGGCGGCGGCGGUGGGAUCCCUGGUCUCGGCGGCAUGGAUCUUCAGAGCAUGAUGAGCCAGAUGGGCGGGUUGAUGGGUGGAAUGGGUGGUGGUGGUGGUGGACGUGGAAGGGGACGGUAG